GGUGAGCGUGUUGACGUCAUAUCGCUUAAACUUUCACUUUCAGCUCUUUCCAACUGUGGCCUCAUUUUUUAAGCCAGACACUACAUACCCUGUUUUUUUAAAAACAACAUUACUUGACACGUUUCUCUCGGGUCACAACAGAAGCAGCUUGGAUGUCCUCUCGUUUCUGACAGUUUAACCGAUGAACAGGAAGAUGUGGCCGCCUGUAGCGUCCAUGAUGCUGCUUGGGUGGUUGUGUUGUGUUUGGCUGGCCGCUGUGUCCGCAGACUCCGAGCCUAAACUCUACAUGAAGGUGGGAGAUGAAGUUGUCCUCAAACCGGAUGAUGCCUCUGUGCCUGGCACCAUCGAGAGCAUACUGUGGAAACACGGUGGUAACAUUGCCGCUGAGUUGGAUGAUACAGGCAUUGAACUUUUUCGUCAGUUCAAAGAUCGUGUUAGACUGAACAUUUCAACUGGAGAGAUGACAAUCACUGGACUGACUGGAAAUGACAGUGGAGUUUACACAGCAGAAAUCAAUAACAUUCUGAUAUCCAGGAAAACUCAUCUCAUCGUCCUCUCUCCCGUCCCUGUACCUACUGUUAAUAUAUCCUGUGAUGAUGAGAAGACCAGCUGUAUUUUGUCCUGUGAUGGAAACACCACAGGCGCUGGAGAAAUCAACUACACGUGGAAGUCAGAUGGCAAAGAGUCAGCUUCAUCCAAGAACAAAAACAUUACAAAGGACAGUUCAAGUAUAAAGGAGUUCAGCUGUAAGCUGGAGAAUCGCGUCAGUCAGGAGAGCAGCCAGCCCGUCACCAACCCUUUGUUUACAAGUCGAAAUAACCGUUCAGAACAAGGAGGAGGUCUGAAAAUUUCCACAGGAGUCACAGUAUUCAUCUCUUUGCUGGCAGCUCUACUGAUGCUGGUUUUCAUUCACAGGUGUAAAGCAGGAAUGUGGUUCUUCCAAAAAGAUGCGAUGCCAUGGGAAGCAGACUUCUGGAGGAAGAAUGAGUGCCAACAUGCUGAUUCUAAUGGCACCACUCGUUGUUCGGAGAAGGAACUAACAGAAGAGGAAACACCAAUGACAUAGCAAGCAACAACACCAAAAAACGGCAAGUCCAGACCCGACAUGUGUAAAACAAGACCAAGAAGAUCCAGAGUGAAGCUAAAAUGUUUCACAAAAUCUUCAAAGUCCACAAAGUCUUUACACUACACAUAUUACUGAAAAUCCAUUAACAGCAGUGUCCGCUCUAAUACUUCAAAUUUAAAAUUAAUAAUACGGCAAGAAGGGAGAGUGAAAUAAUCCUAAAGCAACUUUAAAACAAAUAGUUUAUAAAAAAAUUUUAUGGCGUUUGAAGCCACAAAACUAUCAAGACACUUUUAACAUUUUAAAUACACUAAGAAUGGAAAUAUUGUAGUUAUUUAGAAUGACAAAAUGGCCCACAAUAUAAUAAAAGCACUGAUAAAGAGAAAAGCUUGAGACAGAGCUCAUAUCGUCCUGAGGUUGGUUUCCAGAUUUUCCACAGUUACUGAUGGGCCUCAACGUUUAGACAUUUAGACGUUUAGAGUGCCUUUUCCUGUGAUUGCAAGCCUACCUGACACCAACUGUUACCUCGAGCUCAAUAAACUUCCCCCUCCGCCUGAGGAUGAUUUGUGAUUUGAGGCUGGUCUGCCACCUCACAGUGUUGGAGAAGAGCUUAAACUGUGCAGGUAGGAAGUGGAUUGUUACCAGGGCAGGAAAAAUGGACGUGAUUGUCUGGUUUGAGCUGCUGCCCCAACCAAAAAAGAAGCAACAACUACUCUCUGUGCGCGCGUGUGUGCUAAAUACUGGGAGCUGGCAAGAUCGAAUAAAGUCAAUCAUGUCAUGUUAUUUUUACUUUGUUGUUUUAUGAAUGUAUAGUAUUUGUGAAACUCUUUAACAUACAAAGCAGAUCUACCUAACUGAAAGCAUAAGUCAACAAUGCGUUUUGGCACCAACAUCUUUGAACUAUAAAACAUCACACUUUUUUUUUUCCCCUCAACAAAAAGAACUGACUUAUUCACUCCGUUAGCUUUGUAUUGUUGUGUAUGAGGAUGUAAAGAAUGUAGAUUAGUGUUUUUAUAUGGGUUUUAUUUAAUAAAACCAACUGAAUAUCAA
This is a messenger RNA of Micropterus dolomieu (smallmouth bass), 2113 nucleotides long. RefSeq lists its product as uncharacterized. The coding region runs from base 182 to 1066 and encodes 294 amino acids. The record is from RefSeq and is a predicted model, not a curated record. Lineage: Eukaryota; Metazoa; Chordata; Actinopteri; Centrarchiformes; Centrarchidae. The transcript has 11 exons.